Messenger RNA from Auanema sp. JU1783, 2781 nucleotides. Lineage: Eukaryota; Metazoa; Nematoda; Chromadorea; Rhabditida; Rhabditidae. The record is from the annotation of a GenBank genome assembly.
AUGGGAAUAACUAAGGAUUAUUUACGAUAUGAACAUGGAGGUUCAUGUUCCGUCCUAGGUUCAUCCAAUGGAGCUAUUAUCGCCGUCGAUAAUACUACUUGCGCUGUCACAGCUUGUGAGAAUGUAGCCUUUUAUAAUCUUAAAACAUCUGAAAAAGUUUUUGAAAUAUCGGAAUCCACCAAAGCUGCUACUUGUUUGAAGUUCAGUCAUGAUAAGAGAUGGCUUGCCGUCGGUUACGCAGAUGGAAAUAUCCGUCUAUUCGACAGACAGGAAGGAGGAGAAAGCAUUAUGUUUUCUGGACACAAGAAGGGAGUCAACUCUUUAGCUUUCAGUCAUGACGGUCUAACACUAGCUUCAGGAGGAAAGGAUUGUACAGUUAUUCUUUGGGACAUCGUCUCUGAAAGCGGAAUGUUCCGACUUAAUGGCCAUAAAGACUCAAUUACUCACCUACAGUUCUCUAAGAACGACAAAUUUUUACUCACAGCUUCAAAAGAUAGUUUUUUGAAGUUCUGGUGCAUUGCUAGUCAGUCCUGCUUCUACACUGUUCUCGACAGUCAUUCUGAGAUAUAUUCUUUUGCUUUAUUAAAUGAUGAUAAGUUAUUAAUUGCUGCGACAUCCGAGUUAGAAUUAUUAGUUUUCCAAAUUAAUUGGAUGGGCGAUGAGAAAAAGGAAGACGAAGAGAAUGAGGCCCCCACAGCCAAGAAAUCCUUGUUAGAUAUCAAAGAAGAUGAUGAAACAGAAGACAUGGAGAACAAAUAUGUCCGCGUUGCUUUGAAAGGAAAACUUCUUCGUCAAUGUAAAGGACGUGCUCUCCAACUUUCUCUCUCAACCGACAACCGCUACUUGUUCUGUUUGGGAUCAGACAAGUUGGUGGAUAUUUAUCGUGUUUUCACCGAGGAAGAAUCAAUAAAACGUUUAUCCAAGAAGCUCAGCGCCGCUAAGAGGAAAGCAACUUCUAAAGAUGAUGUAACCACUUCUCAAGUAAAGAAGGACGUCACAAUCUGGAUAACUCGUGUUGGAGACUAUAGAGGCGAUACGAAAAUCAAAUGGAUCGAUUUCACUCCUAAGUUAACUAAAUCUGAGGGCAACUUAGUAGGAUACGCGGCUUAUGCACUCACGUUCGAUAACAAUGUUGAAAUGCUCAAGUUCGAGGCUGAUAUUUCAUCUAAUACAAUUACUGGCGAAGUUCAAUACAAUCUGGAAAAGCUUGGUCACAGAGAGGAUAUCAGAAGUCUUUCAGUUACUUCAUCAAGCAACGGAAUAGCUUCAGGAGGUGGAAGCGAGUUACUAAUCUGGAACACUCAUUCACUUCGCCCAAUCGCUACACUUACGGAUGAAAGUAUGCGCGAAAUCACUUGUGUUCAAUUUGUUACUGGUGAUAAACAUGUAUUAGCCGGUACCAAGACUGGUUAUUUGCAUCUGUGGAACAUAGGAAGCUGUGAACUUCUAGAAAGCAAGAAGGAACACGAAGGCGCCAUUUGGAGUAUUGUACAGUUACCGGAUAGAACGGGCUUCGUAACCGUUUCGUCUGACAAGAAAGUCAAGUUUUGGACUUAUGAACUCGUGUCUGAAGGAACCAUGAAACGUUUAUCAAUCCGUGAGAAGCAAACACUGGAUGUCAACGAUGAAGCACUUUGUUGCGCUAUUUCUCCAAACGGAAAGUUCCUCGUUGUUGGUUUACUCGAUAACACAUGCAGUGUCUUUUUCCUGGAUACUCUGAAGUUCUUCGUUUCACUUUAUGGACAUUCCUUACCAGUAACUUGUGUUACUAUUUGUCCGGAUAGUAAGCUUGUUGUGACUGGCUCCGCUGACAAAAGCAUCAAGAUCUGGGGUUUGGACUUCGGUGAUUGUCACAAAUCUUUCCAUGCCCAUGAUGAUGUUGUAUCUGCUGUUAUGUUCUCCCCAUCUGAAGAACUUCUUGUGUGGUCCGCAGGAAAAGAUGGAAAGGUUAAGCAAUGGGAUGCAACUAAGCUUCAACGUGUACAAGUUCUCGAUAGACAUCUCGGUCCUGUACGAGCCCUUGCUCAAUCGGAAACUGGAAGUCUUCUGUUUUCUGCUUCUAAUGACAAAUCAAUUCGUUGUUGGGAGUUAACAGAGGAAAUUAUUGUUUUAGAGGAAGAAGAAGAGCUUGAAAGAGAAAAGGAAUACGAAGAGAAGUUGUUGGACGAAGACGAUGUGGUACCAGGUGAAAACAAUGAGGCAGAGGCUGGAUUAGCCACAACUAAAAACGCACAGAGCAUUAUCUCGACUGAAAACAUUUUGGAAGCCGUAGACAUCGCUAGGAGCGAGAAGCUUCUGAUCGAAAACGACCCCACGCAUAAACCACAUCCCUUGUACGAAAGUUACAGAAGCAAAUCUUUAGAUCAUUUCAUUGUUGAUGUGAUAGCAAAAUGCCGUCCCAGUAAUCUAGAAAGAUGUUUGCUCAUGGUACCUCUGAGUUAUAUAGCUGAUAUUUUGAAAAGCUUAUCCUUCUGUGUUCACAAACAUUACAAAAUUGAAUUAUGUUCUCGUGUAGCCUUGUUCCUCAUUAGAGUUCAUCACUCCCAUGUUAUCAAUUCAGUUGAAAUGUUGACUGUUGUUGAAAAAUUGAGAAAAGAAAUGCCUGGAGGAAUAGCUGAUAUAAGAGAUAUGAUUGGCUUAAAUAUGGCCGCUCUGGAGCUGUUAAAGCUGGAGCUUGAAGAAGCACAAGAUUUGAAGUUGUUCAGCGACAUAAGCGAGAUUGAGAAAAAUACAAAGAGGAAGAAUAAGAACCGUAAAGCUGUUAUUAAAACGUUGGUCUAA